AUGUCGGGCUGGACAACCAUUUGGGUGCUCUUUGUCGCUGUGUGUAUCGGUGCUAUUGUUUGGAACACAGCCCCCAAAGGUCCCAACCAAGAGCUAAUCCGCUGGAGCGUUGCAUUGGGGCUGGCGUGCUGCUACAUGAUGUGGGCUUGUGUGUAUUUGGCACAGUUGCACCCAUUGAUCCAACCAAAGAGGAGUGAUGUGCGCUUCUUCGACUGA
Molecule: messenger RNA, 216 nt
Organism: Malassezia restricta
Lineage: Eukaryota; Fungi; Basidiomycota; Malasseziomycetes; Malasseziales; Malasseziaceae
Product: V-type H+-transporting ATPase subunit e
Exons: 3
Coding region: 1-216 (71 amino acids)
Biological process (GO): proton transmembrane transport; vacuolar acidification
Cellular component (GO): vacuolar proton-transporting V-type ATPase, V0 domain
Molecular function (GO): proton-transporting ATPase activity, rotational mechanism
Source: RefSeq, a predicted model, not a curated record